This is a messenger RNA of Phlebotomus papatasi, 1975 nucleotides long. RefSeq lists its product as uncharacterized. Lineage: Eukaryota; Metazoa; Arthropoda; Insecta; Diptera; Psychodidae. The transcript is spliced from 2 exons. The record is from RefSeq and is a predicted model, not a curated record. Bases 693 to 1682 code for a protein of 329 amino acids.
CAUCAGCAACCGCGAUUCAGUCUUUUGUGGCUUUCCAACCGUCCAACUCCCUGCCACUGAGUCAGUGUUCGGCGAUCAGUCGAGUGAGGCACUUUGUAAUUUUCUCUGCACCUGUUCCCAUUGAGAUCACCUACGGUGUUGCUCCACUGCGAUCCUCUUUGCGCGCUCCUUCCCUAUUCAUUCUGGGCAAGAUGAGUCACUGUGCUGUGUGGCCCGUGAAGGAAUUCCGGUGGUGAAAAAUCGUUGGGCAUCAGGAAAGAUGGUACCAGUGGAAUAUGUGUUUGUGUCAUCGUGAAUAAAAGAGAAAAGUGCAUUUGGAUUUACUAUUUUUUUUUUUUGGGAGAUAGGAGGAGUGAGAAAUAUUUUAUUUAUGGCAAAUUUGUGCCCAUUUUUGGUGAAUUCAUCGUGCCACUUUCGACAGUCUUUUUCUUUCUAUACUUUACCUUUCGGCCUGUGUUAAUUGAUAUUGAAAAUUAAUACCGCGAAAGAAAGAGUGAGAGACAAUAAAUUUUCAAGUUGAACCGUCGAGACUUUCUGUUAAAAUUUUUUUUUGUCGUCUUAACACCGCGGCCUCUCACUGGUGGGACUUUCAAUUGAAGCUGGUGGACCAGGAAAAAAUAAGACAGCAAACCGCGGAAAAACCACAAAGGUACCACUUGAAAAUUGAAUUUAAUGGAUGCUGUGUGAUCAGAAUGGACACAAAGUUGGAUACUGCACGAUCAAAGCCCAUUCUCAGUCCCACUCGAUCACUGGACGAAGGAUUCGAGAGUGACCCUGAUCGCAUUUCGACCGAUUCCGAACUUCAGGCAUCCACACCGGCCUUUGAUAUCUUGCAACGCACCGACCGUGAUGGAGUAACUCACACGCAAAUUGCACGACGCAAUAUCGAUUACAGUCAGCCGGCCAGUAUCAUUUGUCUCCAGGGUGAAAUUGAAACUGAAGUGAGAUCUUCAGCAACACCCACUGCACCGUCAUCUACCCAGACGGCAAUAUCUACCGGAAGUGCGCCUCAGAGUGGUGACAGUCUGGCCAUUCCUCGGGCAGGUCCUCCUCAGAAAGUUGAGCGUUUCCGACGCGCCAAGACACGAGCUCCCCUGCCACCGGGUACCAUAAACCCACGUUCACAUUCCGUGGAUGCUGUUAGAACACCUCGGGAGCUCGUACCAGUCAAUAUGGAUAUGGCACUGGUUGAAAGAAGUGCAGGAGAUGUGUUGGCGGGCAAAUUCGUGAGGGUUCAGGUUGAUCCAAGCCGGAACUACCAGCACCACAGACACCUGAAACCCUCCAGCAGUAUGUUCUCGCUCUUCCCGCCUGGUGUAACGAGCACCAACUCCCUGAGGGAGCUCCAGCUUUGGCAGCAGCCCAGUCAUCGCCAGCAAUUCACCACAAUGAAACCAAAUACUAAGGCACAUCCAGUUCCAGUCUGCUGGACACAGUCAAUUCCCAGGCAAACCAGACGGUAUAUAACGCCAUCAUCGUUGCCACAAGUAACACAUUCAACAAAUAAAUCAUCUGGAUUGUCGCAAAAAUUGCGUGAGUUCGCAGCAUCGGCAGGAUUAAUGUCAUCGAAGCCACGAGCUCCCUUGAAGCCUGUGAUCAAAACCAGGGGAAACUCAUCUGCGGGUCCUGAAUUCCCCAAGAAAGUCACCUUUAGUGCAUUUGCCACAGUUCAAGUUGUGUAAGGAGGAUGCCUAUUGCAUGUGAGAUGCUAGUGUUAUACAUUUUUUUUUUUUGAUCGAAAUGAAAUUGGGGACAUUCUCUAAACAAAAUUAUAAUUUCAACAUACAUAUUAGUAAUAUUAAUUGUACGUUAAUUAACGAAAAGCGACGAAGAUGGUGUAUAAAAAAAGACAAAAAUGGACUGGUUGAAGUUAUAAAAUAGUGUUAGAGAGAUGAGGAAAACUAUGUAAAAUGUAUUAUAUAAAUAUGAAAUUGUAUAUUACAAAUAUAGUGAUGAAAGAGAGAGAGAGAAAAGA